Messenger RNA from Ctenopharyngodon idella (grass carp), 820 nucleotides. Its product is annotated as cytochrome c oxidase subunit 7A2, mitochondrial. Lineage: Eukaryota; Metazoa; Chordata; Actinopteri; Cypriniformes; Xenocyprididae. The record is from RefSeq and is a predicted model, not a curated record. Gene Ontology annotation, biological process: regulation of oxidative phosphorylation; mitochondrial respirasome assembly; mitochondrial electron transport, cytochrome c to oxygen. Bases 97 to 348 code for a protein of 83 amino acids. The transcript is spliced from 4 exons.
CCUGAACAGCAGGUGGAGACUUUCCUCUUCCUCUUGCCACGCUUCAGUUUCUCUCUCUCUCAGUCAGUCUCGUGACUUCAGUCAUUCACGCUGAAAAUGUUUCGCCACAUUCUGACUCUUCAGCAGGUUUCCAGACGGCACAUCUCCAGUACCGUCCGCAGGCAGCUGCCAAAUAAGGUGCCAGAGAAGCAGAAACUGUUUCAGGAGGCUAAUGGGAUGCCAGUUCAUCUGAAGGGAGGAGUCAGUGAUGCUGUUCUUUACCGUGCAACUAUGGGUCUCACACUGAUGGGAACUGCAUGCGUCAUAUAUGAACUAGUAAAGGCAGCUGUGCCUCAGAAGAAGGACUGAUGGCAGAUCCUGCCCUCAUUUCUGUUGAAAUGUGACGUUAUGAGCGUUUCACACAAUAUAUUUAUUCUUUCAUUUGGAAGGUAAAAGGGACCAAAGUGAUUUGAAUAAAACAAACUGUACCUGUCAUAAACAGACAAAUCCUGAUUGUUUUACUUCACUCAAUGACAAUAUAAACGCCCCAAAAUUAAAAUAAAACAUUUUGCAUAAAGAAAAGUACUAUUUUAAGACUUUUGCAUUGCACACAUUGAUUUUCUUUAUGCAAAAUGUAAUUGAAUUUCUUUUGAUUUUGGGGUGUAAUGUUACCUACUUUAGAUCUUUCUAAGAUGGUUUUCAUGUGAUUCAUCUUUAAUUCCAGCAAUUGAUGAGGUUUAAUUUGUUUGUCUUCUGAUUUCAUACCUUCUCCUUUUGAGGUGUAUGUGAUAAUAUUCUUCUCAUAAAGAAUGUGAUGAAUAAAACAAACAACUGAACUGUU